ACAAAGCGAGUGUGCAACGCUUGACAUUUGUGCUAUCGUAUGCGGCCAGCACGUUUUGCUGACGAAAUAAAAACACAGUUCGAGCAACAAAAGCGCAUACAGUACGAUACGCUUUGCCAAGCCGCUUACUCUUCCAGAAUGGCUGACUUCGAUAGCGCCACCAAGUGUAUCAGGAGUAUCGAAAAAGAGAUUCAUCUUCUGCAAACGGAAAUAUCCAACACACGUAACGGUAUUGGGUUAGAAGACGACAACGCGGAGCUAAAAAAGCUGAUGGAAGAAAACACGAGAUUAAAGCAUCGCCUGGAGAUUCUGCAGUCGGCAAUUGCCAAGGAGAGCGGUGCCAGCGAAUGCUCCAACGAUGCAUCCGGCGAAUCGAUCUUGGGAGAACUGCAACGAAUAUUCUCGGAAGCCAUAUGUAAAGCUUUCUCGGGAAUGACGGUCGAGGCGGUGGUAACUCUGUCCACUUCGCCCAAAUUCGGUGAUUAUCAGUGUAAUAGCGCUAUGCAAAUAGUGCAGCAUCUGAAGCAACAAGGCAUCAAAAUGUCGCCACGCGACGUUGCUCAAAAGCUUAUCGAUGAAUUGCGAACUCCGAUAGCCAGCGUUGAAAAGUUUGAAAUAGCCGGCGCGGGCUAUGUGAACAUUUUCCUUUCCAGGUCUUACGGAGAGCAACGUAUAAUGAGCAUCUUGAAGGAAGGGCUUCGACCACCAUCGAUGGCAAGGAAACGUGUAGUGGUGGACUUUUCGUCACCGAACGUGGCGAAGGAGAUGCAUGUCGGGCAUUUGCGUUCGACCAUUAUUGGCGAUUCGAUUUGCCGUUUCCUAGAGUUCCUUGGGCAUGACGUACUUCGCAUAAACCACAUCGGUGACUGGGGCACACAGUUCGGAAUGCUAAUCGCUCAUCUGCAAGACCGUUUCCCGGACUUUCAAACCGUUUCGCCACCUAUCAGUGAUUUGCAAGCGUUUUACAAGGAGUCCAAGGUGCGUUUCGACAGUGACGAGGUGUUUAAGAAGCGUGCCUACGAGUGCGUAGUCAAACUGCAAGGGGGCGAGCCGAGUUACCUAAAGGCAUGGAAUUUGAUAUGUGACGUGUCUCGUAAAGAAUUCCAAACCAUCUACAACCGGCUCGACGUAAAGCUCAUCGAGCGGGGCGAAUCCUUUUAUCAAAGUCGAAUGAAGAAAAUCGUGGAAGAGCUUAAGCAGAGCGGAUUCCUCGAAGAAGAUGAAGGACGGCUAAUUAUGUGGAACGAAGCCCGAGCCGGAAUUCCACUAACCGUCGUAAAAUCAGACGGUGGAUUUACAUACGACACCUCCGACAUGGCCGCCAUCAAGCAGCGCUUGCAAGAGGAAAAGGCAGAUUGGUUGAUUUACGUCACCGACGCUGGUCAGGCCACGCACUUCCAGACCAUCUUUUCCUGCGCAAAACGGGCGAAAAUCCUCGACGCGAGUAAACACCGGGUAGACCACGUUGGUUUCGGCGUUGUGCUUGGCGAAGAUGGCAAAAAAUUCAAGACCCGGUCCGGCGAUACGGUCAAAUUGGCCGAAUUGCUCGAUGAGGGCUUGAAACGUGCGAUGGAUAAACUUAUGCAAAAAGAGCGUAAUUUAGUGCUGACGCAUGACGAGUUGACUGCUGCUCAAGAGUCAGUGGCGUACGGAUGCAUCAAAUACGCGGAUCUGUCCCACAACCGUAAUAACGAAUAUGUGUUCUCCUUCGACAAGAUGUUGGAAGACAAAGGCAAUACGGCCGUCUACUUGCUGUAUGCCUACACCCGCAUACGCUCUAUCGCCCGAAACUGUGGUGGAGAUUUUGCAAACAACAUGCAAAAGGUGAUCGAUACGACGGCGGUGAAGCUAGAGCACGAGAAGGAAUGGAAGCUCGCCAAGGUUCUGCUCCGUUUCACCGAUGUUGUUUUGCUGAUCAUGAAAAAUCUGUCGCUGCACUGCCUCUGCGAGUUUGUGUACGAAGUUUGCACCACAUUUAGCGAGUUUUACGACAGUUGCUACUGUAUCGAAAAGAAUAAGCAAGGUGAAAUCGUGAAGGUUUAUGCAUCGAGGAUUCUGCUGUGUGAAGCCACAUCCCGAGUGUUGGGAAAAUGUUUCGAUAUUCUGGGUCUGAAACCGGUGCAUAAAAUAUAACCGUGUGCACAGUUACGAUGGCGUUUUAGCCCGAUAAUAAAAGGAAUUAUUUAAUAAACUAUCAAAUGUUCUUAAUCGACAA
Molecule: messenger RNA, 2215 nt
Organism: Anopheles stephensi (Asian malaria mosquito)
Lineage: Eukaryota; Metazoa; Arthropoda; Insecta; Diptera; Culicidae
Gene: ArgRS
Product: probable arginine--tRNA ligase, cytoplasmic
Exons: 5
Coding region: 40-2133 (697 amino acids)
Biological process (GO): arginyl-tRNA aminoacylation
Cellular component (GO): cytoplasm
Molecular function (GO): arginine-tRNA ligase activity; ATP binding
Source: RefSeq, a predicted model, not a curated record